UGCACAUUGUUUUCGCAAAAGAGUCUGAGGUCUCAAGUUAUGCGUUUCUGGCUGAUUGUAAUGAUAUGCACAAAGCCUUUCUAAAGUUUCUACCAUUUGUUGUUACUACUGACUUUAAGAGGAUUAGACUAACAGCUUUUUUUAAGUUGGUGCUUUGAAAUGUCUAAAUCACCAAUACCAACAGUGAAAGGACAAAUAUUUGAGUUAGGACCAAGGUUUAACAACGUUCAGUAUGUUGGUGAAGGUGCGUAUGGGAUCGUUGUAUCGGCGUUUGAUUGUCAGCGUAAUGAAAAAGUGGCUCUGAAGAAAGUUUCCCCAUUUGAACACCAGACAUACAGUCAAAGAACGUACAGGGAAAUCUGGAUACUUAGUAGAAUGGACCAUGAAAACGUUGUAAAAAUCCAUGAUAUUAUAACGUCAAACACAUUUGAAGAGAUGAAAGAUAUCUAUAUUGUUGAAUGUUUCAUGGAAACUGACCUGUGUCGCUUACUAAAGACACAGAAAUUAAGCAAUGAUCAUAUUUGCUACUUUUUAUAUCAAAUGCUUAGAGGCCUCAAGUACAUACAUUCUGCAAAUGUUCUUCAUAGGGAUCUUAAGCCAUGCAACAUCUUGUUGAAUGCAGCGUGUGACUUAAGAAUCUGUGAUUUUGGUUUAGCUCGUAUAGCUGAUCCAGAAUCAGAACAAUCGGGUACAUUAACAGAGUAUGUGGCUACACGUUGGUAUCGUGCACCAGAAAUAAUGCUUACAUCGAAAUUAUAUACUAAAGCAAUUGAUAUUUGGUCAAUUGGUUGUAUUAUGGCUGAAAUGCUUAGUAAUCGUGUUCUAUUCCCUGGAAAACAUUAUAUUGAUCAAUUAAACUUGAUAUUACAAGUUUUAGGUUCACCAUCAAAAGAAGACUUUGAAACAAUUGUAAAUCUUAAAGCUCGUGCCUAUUUAGAAUCAUUGCCACAUCGUACAAAAGUACCAUGGAAACAAUUAUAUCCAUACGCUAGUGAAUCAGCGCUGGAUUUAUUGGACAAAUUACUAUGCUUUGUUCCAUCACGACGUAUAACAGUUGAAGAUGCCUUAGCUCAUCCAUAUUUAGAACAGUACUAUGAUCCAACAGAUGAACCUGUCUUUGAACGUCCAUUUGUUCAACAACCAGAUAAUUUUCCUAAAGAAAAACUAAAAAUUCUUAUAUGGGAAGAAAUUCAACGAUAUCGUAAUAAUAAAACUAUCAAUGAUCUAGUUUAUAUUAAUAAUACAAAAGUUGAACAUAUAGAUCAUCAAUCAGAUAAUUUAGUUUCAGAUGGUACAAUAACAUCAGGAAUUAUACCAGUCAAUCAACAACAACCCCAACCUUAAUCUUAAUUCCAAAUUCCAAUCCACUAUCAUAAUACAUUGAAUAGAUCAUGGUAAAUGAAUUGAUUCAAUUAUUUCUCAUUCAAUCAUUGAAUGGAUGUUUAUAUUUCAAUUUAUCAAUUGUGUGUAUGUGUUUGUCCUUUUAUUUUUCUUUUGUUUAAGAAUAAGAUUCUUUUCUCUUGUUUUCUUUUUUUAAUCUCCAAGCCUACUAUAUACAUUUUGUCUACAAACUGCCUAUCUUGUAAAUGCCUAUUUAUGUACUUGUGUACGUGUGUGUGUGUGUAUGUGAAAAGCAUUUAACUUUGGACUAUAGUCAUUAAUAUAGAAUAUGAUAUUUUAAUGGUAAGUUCAAUGUGAACAUUUUAUUAUUGAUGAGGAUAACCAUGACGACGACCAUAAUGAUGAUGAUGACGUAAUCAUGUCAAUUGUUACGUAACUAAUUGAAUUGUUACUUUUCUUUUUUGUCUUUCUCUCUUCAUUAUAUCCAUCGAUAUACAUGUUGUAUUGUGUCGUUUAUUUCAAAAGGAUUACAAUAUUUGUGAAUGUACUUCUCUAAGGUGAAUAUGAUGGAUUGACAAAGAUCUUGCCCAAAAAAAAAGAAACGAACAAUGUGUAAAGUAUAGUUUUAUGUAAAGAUAUUUUUGCCCUUCUGUUUAUACUACUUAUAACCAAUCAGUUUUUUUUGUAAUGAAGAAAAAAUGCACAGAAUGUUUAUCAUUUCUCUUUGUGUUUUCAUGGAAUCAUUUCUCUAUUUGUUGUCAUGGUAACAGUUAUCAAAUAAAAUUCGACGUUAUCCCCCCCUUUAUUGAUUUUCUUCUGAAUGUUAAUUCAUUUUUUAAACAAAAAAAAUCAUUUAUAUCAAUCAUAUGUUAUCUUAGUUAUUCCCAUUUUACUAUCAUGAAUAUUAUCUGUUAUGUAAUAUGUGAAUGUUAUGCAAGAUUUAACCUUUUUUUAUAAGUAACUCUUAAUCAUUUGUUUUAUCUCUAUCCAUUCAAUAUCACCCUUAUUAUUCAGUGAGAUGAUAAUUUAUGAAUGAUCUUUGACCGAUUACUAAAGUUGAUCUUGGGAAUAUUCACCUAGUUACUAGAGUGAUAAUUGAUUUUUGGAUUUAGG
Messenger RNA from Schistosoma haematobium, 2454 nucleotides. It is a transcript of the gene MAPK1, whose product is annotated as Mitogen-activated protein kinase 1. The record is from RefSeq and is a predicted model, not a curated record. NCBI's taxonomy places the organism in Eukaryota, Metazoa, Platyhelminthes, Trematoda, Strigeidida, Schistosomatidae. Gene Ontology annotation, cellular component: cytoplasm; nucleus. Gene Ontology annotation, biological process: intracellular signal transduction; protein phosphorylation. The coding region runs from base 160 to 1344 and encodes 394 amino acids. Gene Ontology annotation, molecular function: ATP binding; MAP kinase activity. The transcript is spliced from 11 exons.